Gryllus bimaculatus (two-spotted cricket) is the source of this 1565-nucleotide messenger RNA. Lineage: Eukaryota; Metazoa; Arthropoda; Insecta; Orthoptera; Gryllidae. The record is from the annotation of a GenBank genome assembly.
GUUGAAUGAUUCUCUUACAUUGCCGUAACCACGUGUGAACUAGUGAACACGCAAUGAUAGUGCUCUAAAUUUGGGCGUUAAAUCCCUUCGAUUCUUUUGGUUUGUGUUAACGUUUUUGAAGUUUGUUUUGGUUGCUGUGUGAGAUCCGAGAAGUGGUACUUAACUGUAUUUCGUAUUCAGCAUCGUUGUCAUCAUGUUUUGGGGACUUCAUAUUGAUCCAGGAAAGCGAUACACGCAAAGAGUGGUUAGGACCUUCCAUGUUUCCAUGGCAUGUUUGGAAAAAACGAGUGACGGCAAUGAAACGGUUUCUUUGAUGCUCGUGUAUGACGGGCAGGAAUUUGUUUUAUGCAAUCUCCAUGGGGAAAAAGUAAAGCAGUGCAAGUUAAAUCUUGUGUUCAAUUUUGGAGAAAAAGUAACGUUUUAUUCAAUUGGUGAGAGGAGAAUUCAUCUUACAGGGUUUUUUGUAAAGGAGGAGGAAGAUGAGGAUGAGGAUGAUGAUGAAGAUAUAGAUUACAACACUGCAGAGAUAGAAGAAGCAGAGGAAGAAGAGGAAGAGGAAAAAGAGGAAGAAGAGGAAGAGGAAAAAGAGGAAGAAGAGGAAGAGGAAAAAGAGGAAGAAGAGGAACAGGAACAGGAAGAGGAAGAGGAUUGUGAUGAUCAUGAUGAGGAAAACAGUAUUGAUAAUAUUUCUUCUGAAAAUAUAAAAGAAGAUGAGGAUACUGAUCAAGAGACUGACAAUGAGGAUGGAGGAGAUGGUAAUAAAGAGUUGGAAGAAGUCAAUUUCAAUAGGUUUCAUCGGGAAAAAACUCCUUAUUCGAAGAAAAGAGGACUCUCAGAAAGUUCUAAUAAAAAUCUUAAACAACAAAAUCUUGGAAAGAGAAAUAAGAAGAAACAGGCAUGUGAAACCCCUGAAACUCCAUCUUCUGUGCCUCAAGUGUCACCUCAUUCUGGAAAUACAGAGAAGGAUCUGCAUAGAGCAGUUGUUUCCCACAGUGCAAAUAUUGGCAAAGGUCCUGUGAAAAAAGCAAAUGAAGAGUCAACUGGCUCUGGAAAGCGAAAGAAGGGUCUGACUGUCCACUGACGAAGCAAAGAAAAGCAAAAUAAUUAGCAAACGAUUUCCCCAUUUCAAAUUUCUUAACUAUUUAUAAACAGUAUUAUUACCUGAAUGUAUAAUUUUAUUGCCAUAGUUACACCAAGAAACAGUAAAUUUUGUUGAAUGAUUAAGGAAGUUGUUCUUGUUGUUGAAUGAUUAAGGAAGUUGUUGUUGUUGUAUGAUUAAGGAAGUUAAAAUCUUUCUAUUGGAAUUGUGGGAGUAUAUGAAUGUUUAUUAAAUAAGAUUGUAAUAGUUGAAGUGUGUGAAUUUCAAUUGUGUAAAACUCUGCUAAAAAUUUUACAGCUUUUAAGAAUGCAUGGGUAUUACCCACUAUUACUUAUAUCAGCUGAUGAAACAUAAUUACAGAGUAAAAAUAUUUUAUGAAUUAAGGUGUAAUGUGGAAUCUCGUUAACUUGAUAUUCAAGGGAUAGAAAAGUUUAAAUGGCAUAACAAAGUAAUUGAAAAAUGGUCC